AUGAGAAGCAAGAAACUGAUAGUGUUUUGUAUUGUGGUGGCCUCAUUGGCCAUGGCAUCAAUGGCAAUAAUGGAGGAUGAUGAGAAUGAAUGUGCAGAGCAGAUGGCAACCCUUGCAGCUUGCAUUCCAUUUGUGAGUGGCACAGCAAAGAAACCAACACCAGAGUGCUGUGAAAACACCAAGAAGGUGAAGGCCAACAAACCCAAGUGCUUAUGUGUUCUCAUCAAAGAGAGCACUGACCCUUCCAUGGGCCUCCCUGUCAAUACAACUUUGGCUCUCCAAAUGCCCUCAGCUUGCAACAUUGAUGGCAAAAUCUCUGAUUGCCCAAGUAUUCUGAAACUGCCACCAAAUUCCCCGGAUGCAAAGAUUUUUAAAGAGGCAGAUUCAAAUUAUACCACAUCGCCCACAACUGAUGGUCAUGAUCAUCAUUCUACACCCACUUCAGCUUCUACUUCUUCAUCAUCAUCUGUCUCAACAUCACCUUCUUCUUCUUCCUCCGGGUCUGAUUCAAAGCCAUCAGACUCAAAAGCAACUCCAAGCAGUGGAGCAACAUUAAUGAAGUUAACUGAGACUACAUAUCUGUUGAUGAUGAUGGUUUCAAUGGCACUGAUGUUCAAUUGA
Molecule: messenger RNA, 621 nt
Organism: Prunus armeniaca (apricot)
Lineage: Eukaryota; Viridiplantae; Streptophyta; Magnoliopsida; Rosales; Rosaceae
Source: the annotation of a GenBank genome assembly